CUGAAGCCGAAGGCCAGUGCUCCGCGGGCUCCCGACCCGCAGCUUACUCGCCGCCCCGCCCCACCAAGCUUCGCCGCGGGACGGGUAACGGUUACGAAGCACUUUCACGCCGCGAUUUCUGCUUAGUCAUUGUCUUCCAGGAAACGGCUCUCAUUUGGGAGUCAACUCUCAUUCGGCGGCCGCAGCAGCAGGAACCGCAUCCACCAGCGCGUCCUUCCCGGGCCACCGCUCCGCCGCCGCUAUCCGGCCUCUGUCGGGCCCGAGCGCAGGCCGAGGUCCCACCGCGUGGGGCGGGCAGCCUCGCGCCCAGCUUUUCGGCUUCGGGCACUCUAUCUGCCGGGGUUCCUUCUUCCCCGCCUGCGGCCCCAUCACCGCUCAGUCUCCUCCGUCGGCCGCUGCCAUGGGCACCGACAGCCGCGCGGCGAGGGCGCUCCUGGCGCGGGCCCGCACCCUGCACCUGCAGACAGGGAACCUGCUGAACUGGGGCCGCCUGCGGAAGAAGUGCCCGUCCACGCACAGCGAGGAGCUUCGAGAUUGUAUCCAAAAGACAUUGAAUGAGUGGAGUUCCCAAAUCAGCCCGGAUUUGGUCAGGGAGUUUCCUGAUGUCUUGGAAUGUACUGUAGCUCAUGCAGUAGAAAAGAUAAGUCCUGAUGAAAGAGAAGAAAUGAAAGUUUCUGCAAAACUGUUCAUUGUAGGAGCAAACUCUUCAUCAGCAACUAGAAAUGCAAUUGACAUGGCCUGUUCAGUCCUUGGCAUCGCACAGCUGGAUUCUGUGAUUAUUGCUUCACCACCUACUGAAGAUGGAGUUAAUCUUUCCUUGGAGCAUUUGCAGCCUUAUUGGGAGGAAUUGGAAAACUUAGUUCAGAGUAAAAAGAUUGUUGCCAUAGGUACCUCGGAUCUGGACAAAACACAGCUGGAACAGCUGUAUCAGUGGGCCCAGGUAAAACCAAAUAGUAACCAAGUUAAUCUUGCCUCCUGCUGUGUGAUGCCACCCGAUUUGACUGCGUUUGCUAAACAAUUUGACAUACAGCUGUUGACUCAUAAUGAUCCAAAAGAACUGCUUUCUGAAGCAAGUUUCCAAGAAGCUCUUCAGGAAAGCAUCCCUGGCAUUCAAGCACAUGAGUGGGUACCACUGUGGCUGCUGCGCUAUUCAGUCAUCGUUAAAAGCAGAGGAAUUAUCAAAUCCAAAGGCUACAUCUUACAAGCUAAAAGGAGAGGUUCUUAACUAUGACUUAGGGUGAUAACCUGCUGACUUGUAUUUUCUUUGAAUGUAAGAUACAGUUGAGACAUGUAAAAAUCCAAUUACCGCAUCGUCAUUGAUGCAGGCAUCCUCUAGUUAUAUAUUUGACAUCUACCUGUCAAGUUUUGAAUACUGCUCUUGCCUCUUAUCAGUUCACUCACAGGAACCUCUGUAUUGUUUUCAUUAAACUAUUGUUUUCUAAUUGAAAUUAUCUACAAAGAAAAUAUUUGCAAUAUAUUUUUCCUUUAUUUUUAUGACUAACAGAAAUCAAGAAAAUGUGUUGUUAGAUAUAUUUUGGCCUAGGCAUCAGGGUAAUGUAUAUAUGUAUUUUUUAUUUCCAAAAUAUUCAUGGCUUCCUACUCGAUAGCAAAACUAAGCAAUUUGGUGACAAUUGUUAAGACUGAAAUAGAGGAAGAUAUUUUUUCUUGUGUUAAGAUGAUUAUAUCUCAGAGUAACUGGAGUAGCUGGGAUCUACUAGUAGUAUAAAUAAAAUUCAUUUCUUCAGUAUAUGGAUAAAAACAAGCCUGCUUGCAGUUUACGUAUAAUGAUUUAACCUUGUACUCUUGUGCCAUACUUUCUCUUGCUAUUAUUUAGAAAGAUAAACCAAAGUAAAUCUAAAAAGGAGACUAGAAACUUCAAAAUUAUUGUUUGGGGGUUUUAUACCAGCAACUAUUAAUCACCUUCAGAUUCUUUUUAAUUCUUGAUUCAUCCUUGACAUUUUGCUAUUCACUCAAGAAUAUCUAAUAAUUGUUGAGCACUUGCCAUGUGCUGGGUGCUGCGGGCUCUGGACAGAGGAGAGCGUGGGGGGUGGGGGGGGUAAGAUUAGUUGUUAACUACGUGACACUGAUGACUGACUGUGAGGGGCCACAGGCCAGAAGGGGGUGAAAAAGUCUUUAAUUUACAGCCAGCGUUGUCUAUUUAGACUAGUUUGUUUGAGAUAUGGUCUUAAUUAUUUAAAAGCAAAACAAUAUAAUCAAAACUUUAGAGCUAGAAGAGACUAUACAUCAUUUGGUAUAAUUUCUCAUUAGUUUAAGAACCAGAAAAUACCAAAUAAAUAAUCUGUGACCCAUUGAAAUAUACUAUACCUCUCCUUAAUUCCAUAAAUUUGAAAAGUUCUUUAAAAAUCUCUUGUAUCUCAAUCAAUCCUUUUUAAACCAUGUAUUUUAAUAUAUGGUUUAUAAAACUAUAUGUAUAUAUAAACUAAUAUAUAAAAUUAAUUUGCCCAAGUUUUUUCAACUUAGGCUAAAGAACUGUGGUUACACAUUCAAAGUAUAUACACUAGAUGCUUUUUCUGUCAUAAAUCAGGUUUUGUGGCUUUGUGGCUGGAUAAUUUGAUCAUUAGAAUUAUGUUAAAUCAGAGACUUAUCUGCUAAAACUUGUUUAGACUUUAAGCUUCCUAAAGCCUUAGAUAGCCUUUAUAUUAAUUGCAAGUAAUGUUAUUAAAUGUAUAGAGUUAACUUUUUUAUUUGGAACUGUACAUUUUUCAUAUAAAAUAAGUCUUUAAACAAAUGCUUGUUUUAAUUUAAGCCUCUAUACAGUGAGUUGGUCAAGAUAUUUUGAGAAGGAAUUUUAAUAUCACAUUUAUUGUUGUUUUUUAAGCCUUCAACUUAAAAAAAUAGAUUGUUUGAAGUGUUAUUUGAAAUGGGAAAAACAUUUAUGUUGCUAGUGUAUCCAACCUUAAAAGAAGCUCUUCUGUGUUCUUCUUUUCCUUGAUGAAGAUUAUAGAUUCGCUUUGUGUAGGGGAUCAUGUAUGGAAUUUUUUAAUUAGUUUUUGAUUAUUUCACUUCUGUACUUUUAAUUUCUAUUAUUGAAUAACCAUUUUUUUAAAAACUUAUUUUUAAGGCUUUAUAUAUGUCCAAGCUGAUGUCGACAUCUUUUUGUGUGUGUGUAUGAGCUAUCAGAAAAUAGUAAAUACUGUUCAGAUUUUAAGAACUUAAUGUUUAAGAAGCCAUAAAAUAAAGAACAGUAAUACUACCAAAUAAUUGCUUAAAGCGGAAAGCUAACUUAUCAAUAGUGUCUAUUACAGAUGUUUCUUAGGGAGAUGUAUAUCUGGUGGACCAAGUUAGAAAGAGUUUAUAUAAUUGUUUGUUUUUUCAGUAAAACAUGAAAAAAACCUGUAGCUGAUUAUUACAUUUCCAAAAUACACUGGAGCCUUACUUUAACAAAAUGUACUGUAACUUGGAAUCUGUUCUGUGAUAAGUAUAUCUUGAAUUCUCAACCAGGAAACUGUAGUCAGUCUCCAGAAGGACCAAGGCAUCUUAUAAAAUCUGUUCAUGUGGUAUAAAUUCCGAAGCCCUCUUGUGCCAGUAAGCUAGUAGAGUACUCAUUUAGGGAUCACCUAUGCUAGAGAUUGAGUCACAAAUAAUAACUAAUAAUUUUUCCAUUCUCAAAAAAGAUAAAACAGCUAGGUAUGAAAUAGGAAGUGAAGUCAUUCUAUUUUGAACAAAUGGUUCAGACUUUUCCCUGCCAGAGCCAAGUAGUAACUGAAAUAGAAUCUCCAUUUUCAGUAAUGAAAGGUCUAAGACUUGUUUGAUUAUAUGUCUUUUCAGAAAAGAUUUUCUAAUAUUUCCACCCAGCAUUUUCAAUAUUUGAAAAUGUGACUGAUAUAUUUAUCAUAUAUUGGCUGACAGUUCAUCUUUCUGCCAGUUGUGCAUUUAGAGAAAUUUGAAGUUGUUUUCAUGAGAAUUUAAACUUUGUGUUUUUAUACUCAAAUAUAUCAACUGAUAUAUUAUGAUUCCAAACCCAUUUUUGUAAAGUUAAUGUCCUAGUGUACCAGAACUUGUACCUGUCAUUUUCCCAUAAAGUCAGUGAUGAGUUAUGUCAGUUUUAUUUCUGAAAAUAGGUAGCAUAAGUUUUCCCUACCAGAUAAUUCAACUGGUAUGUGUCUGUAGUGAUGCAUUAUAAAAUACAGGCAAAUAUAUAAAGCAUUAUUAACAUUUAUAAAAUUUUAAAUUUUACUUAUGAAUUUAAUUAAAGUGUGAGGAUAUUCAAGUUGUUUCAACAGUUCAAAGCAUCCUGAAACAUUAUGGUUUUGAACUGUUUGACCUCAAACUGAGUAUAAUUUGAAAAUAAAUUACGAAUAAUCUUUAAAUAAAAAAGCCAUAAAGCUAUUCAUGCAUUCAUUCAACAGAUGUAUCAGAUGCUUACUGUGUGACAGGCACUGUGCAAGGUAUUUGCAGAUAGACAUGGAAAUGAAAAGACAAACUAUCUGCAAGGAGCUUGUAGUGUAUUUGGCGGGGGGGAGAUCUGUAACAGAACCAGGGCAAUAAAAAGCUGCAUCUAUUAACAGUAGCUGUGGUGAGAAGGGGUUGGGAUAUGUGGAAGGAAAUGGGGCUUGGAAGUACUAUUCUAGAAGACUGAUGAAGAAAUUAGCCUUAGGGCAGGACCAGAGGAGGAAGUGCGGGUGGGCCCAGAGGCCCUUUUUGCCUGGUUUGUAAAUAUGCUUUUAUUGAAUGAUGAACAGUUUAUAUAUAUAAACUUUAAAAAUUCAGAGAAAACACUUUCUUCAAGAGCUUGUGCUUACCAGAUAGAAAGGAAUGACUUCUGUUGAGACAAGCGUAGGUAAGUUGGAAAAGUCACAUUUUAUAAAAGAGACUAAAGCUUGCCUAAAUCUCCUAAGUGUUAUCAGGAUAUAGCUUUAAGUAGUUUCACUAUCAGAAAGUCACCUUAAUAUGUAUUCCUCAGCAAUGAAUAAAUGUAUAAAAUGUUGUACAAGA
Molecule: messenger RNA, 4956 nt
Organism: Artibeus jamaicensis (Jamaican fruit-eating bat)
Lineage: Eukaryota; Metazoa; Chordata; Mammalia; Chiroptera; Phyllostomidae
Gene: GCLM
Product: glutamate-cysteine ligase modifier subunit
Exons: 7
Coding region: 401-1225 (274 amino acids)
Biological process (GO): glutathione biosynthetic process
Cellular component (GO): glutamate-cysteine ligase complex
Molecular function (GO): glutamate-cysteine ligase catalytic subunit binding; enzyme regulator activity
Source: RefSeq, a predicted model, not a curated record